CUAAUGUCCAGUACAGUGUGUGCACACUUGGGGCUCAGAAGCUUCUGCUGCCUUCCUUUCUGAAAGGAGAGGGUAAUAUGGGACCAGUGGGACUGUGCCUGUGGAGCAUGUGAUCAAGUCAUGGGCCAGGUCCUCUGACUUCUGCUGACCUGGCCGCCCUGAUCUCUGGCCUCAGAGGACAUCUGCCCAGGGAUUCUCACUGCCCUGGGUGUUGUCCUGCACUCCCAGGCUCUAGGUCCUCAGGAGAAGAGGGCAUUGUCCCCAUAGUGCAAGAGUCAGGAGCCUCUGGUCUUCCUCUUCAGGGCCAAAGCAGACGCUGCGGAGUCAGGGUGCAUGCAAAGAGGAGUUUCCCUGAGGUUACCAGAGGGCUGGGGGCCUAGUGACCAGGAAAGGGUGGUGCAGGCGGUGGUACAGGGGGUAGUGCCCUGAGAGCCCAGCGUGCUUGGGUUAAUCAUCACUGUGGCUCAGAUAAGGCCCUGCCAACUGGAAGCAGAGUCACUGUGACCAGAGGGGUUCGUGUGGCUGAAGAGGCAGGCAGAACAGUGUAUCCACAGCGCGGGACCAUGCCAGCUACAAAACGGUUUCAACAUGUCAUUGAGACCCCGGAGCCUGGCCAGUGGGAGUUGUCUGGGUAUGAGGCAGCUGUGCCAAUCACAGAGAAGUCAAAUCCACUGACCUGGGACCUAGACAAAGCAGAUGCUGAGAAAAUUGUUCGACUGCUGGGGCAAUGUGAUGCUGAGAUCUUCCAGGAGGAGGGGCAAGCUCUGCCCACAUACCAGAGGCUCUACAGCGAAUCUAUUCUGACCACCAUGGUACACGUGGCCGGGAAAGUUCAGGAAGUGCUGAAGGAGCCAGAUGGGGGGCUGGUUGUAUUGAGUGGAGGGGGCACCUCUGGCCGGAUGGCAUUCCUCAUGUCGGUGUCCUUUAAUCAGCUGAUGAAAGGUCUGGGACAGAAACCUCUUUACACCUACCUCAUUGCAGGGGGUGACAGGUCUGUGGUGGCCUCUAGGGAGGGGACGGAAGAUAGUGCCUUGCACGGGAUCGAGGAACUGAAGAAGGUGGCUGUCGGGAAGAAGAGGGUGAUUGUCGUUGGCAUUUCUGUGGGACUCUCUGCUCCCUUUGUGGCAGGCCAGAUGGACUACUGCAUGAACAACACAGCUGUCUUCUUGCCAGUCCUGGUUGGCUUCAAUCCAGUGAGCAUGGCCAGAAAUGACCCCAUUGAAGACUGGAGUUCAACAUUCCGACAAGUGGCAGAGCGGAUGCAGAAAAUGCAGCAGAAACAGAAAGCUUUUGUGCUCAAUCCUGCCAUCGGGCCUGAGGGACUCAGCGGCUCCUCCCGGAUGAAAGGUGGAAGUGCCACCAAGAUCCUGCUGGAAACCCUGUUAUUAGCUGCCCAUAAGACUGUGGACCGGGGCAUUGCAGCAUCUCAAAGAUGCCUCCUGGAAAUCUUGCGGACAUUUGAACGGGCUCAUCAGGUGACCUACAGCCAAGGCCCCAAGAUUGCCACCUUGAUGAAGCACGUCAGCGCCAGUCUGGAGAAGAAAGGCCAUGUGUACUUGGUUGGCUGGCAGACCCUGGGCAUCAUUGCCAUCAUGGAUGGAGUAGAGUGCAUCCACACCUUUGGCGCUGAUUUCCAAGAUGUCCGUGGCUUUCUCAUUGGUGAUCACAGUGACAUGUUUAACCAGAAGGCUGAGAUCACCAACCAGGGUCCCCAGUUCUCCUUCUCCCAGGAGGACUUCCUGACUUCCAUCCUGCCCUCCCUCAUGGAAAUUGACACUGUGGUCUUCAUUUUCACCCUGGAUGACAACCUCAUGGAGGUGCAGACUAUAGUGGAGCAGGUGAAAGACAAGACCAGCAACAUCCAGGCCCUGGCACAUAGCACCGUGGGGCAGUCCUUGCCGAUUCCUCUGAAGAAGCUCUUUCCCUCCAUCAUCAGCAUCACAUGGCCACUGCUUUUCUUUGACUAUGAAGGGAACUUCAUCCAGAAGUUCCAACGUGAGUUAAGCACAAAAUGGGUGCUGAAUACAGUGAGUACAGGUGCUCACGUGCUUCUUGGUAAGAUCCUGCAAAACCACAUGUUGGACCUCCGAAUUAGCAACUCCAAGCUCUUCUGGCGGGCACUGGCCAUGCUGCAGCGGUUCUCUGGACAGUCCAAGGCUCGAUGCAUCGAGAGCCUCCUCCAAGCAAUCCACUUUCCCCAGCCACUGUCAGAUGAUAUUCGGGCUGCUCCCAUCUCCUGCCAUGUCCAGGUUGCGCAUGAGAAGGAACAGGUGAUCCCCAUCGCCUUGCUCAGCCUCCUAUUCCGGUGCUCGAUCACUGAGGCUCAGACACACUUGGCUGCAGCUCCUUCUGUUUGUGAGGCUGUCAGGAGCGCUCUUGCUGGGCCAGGCCAGAAGCGCACAGCAGACCCCCUCGAGAUCUUAGAGCCUGCUGUUCAGUGAACUGGUGUUUCUGGUUGGGUGAAAGGGGCCCAACCCUGCCCACUCCAGCCCAGCCCACCCAAGGGACUUGUGCCAGCAGCACACGCGGGAGGGAGAAGCCCCGUUUCUAGGGGCACCAGCAGCCCAGGGUGGAGAGAAGGAUUCUCUCCACUCUGGGGGAGAGUUCUUGCUCUUGACCUAGUGGUUUCUACUUUCAUUCAAUUAUUCUGAUUUCAGAAAUAAAAUGAAAUGUCUUAUUUUGGAAAGUUAA
This is a messenger RNA of Callithrix jacchus (white-tufted-ear marmoset), 2691 nucleotides long. It is a transcript of the gene GCKR, whose product is annotated as glucokinase regulator. Gene Ontology annotation, biological process: response to fructose; negative regulation of glucokinase activity; glucose homeostasis. Gene Ontology annotation, molecular function: fructose-6-phosphate binding; enzyme inhibitor activity; carbohydrate binding. NCBI's taxonomy places the organism in Eukaryota, Metazoa, Chordata, Mammalia, Primates, Cebidae. Gene Ontology annotation, cellular component: cytosol; nucleoplasm. The record is from RefSeq and is a predicted model, not a curated record.